Haliotis rufescens (red abalone) is the source of this 1488-nucleotide messenger RNA. RefSeq lists its product as uncharacterized. Lineage: Eukaryota; Metazoa; Mollusca; Gastropoda; Lepetellida; Haliotidae. The transcript is spliced from 2 exons. The record is from RefSeq and is a predicted model, not a curated record. Bases 571 to 1464 code for a protein of 297 amino acids.
UAAAGGCGAGUUUAGAAAAGUAGGCGUGGGUACGUUCUGUGUCUAUCAUAGUGACACGAGAACCCCAGAAAAGCUCUCACUGUCAUCACAGUUCCCUGGGGACUGCAAAGGUUAUGGUGUAGGUAUUGAUGUCUGUGGUUCCUGAGGGCGUUGUUGGGACAACAGCCAGGUGAAGUUUCAUGUGAAGCAAUCACGUGGAGUAUCCUGACGUCGUAAAAUGCAGGAUUGAUUAUUGCGCUUGAAAUCCUUCAAUACUGUACUGGUAGGUACUGUUUGGCGGUGUCAAUGUCUUUUUAACAUCGGGUACUAUCCAUGUCAACGUAUCUCUUGCAUUGGAUAUAGUACAUGUUCGUCAGCAAGGUGAUCAAUGCCUAUGGCAUGCGGAUAUAUGAAUACGAUCUUGAAUGACGUGCAGAUCAGUGUAGUCAACACGGGGAACGUAUGAUUCAGUCUCACACAGCCAUUAUUCACUGACCAAUACAAGGAUUCCCCGUUUCAGUCACUUGAUAGUGGAUCUCCGAAUACAUACCCCAUCUGGCGUUGGUGGUUGGAGUAAACGACACAUUCGGGAUGUUUCGCCAGCUUAAAGCGUCUCUCAUGAGAAAGAGACCGCCAUGCGACCCGGGAACGAUUCCACACACCAACUCGCAGCCUCUUGACGUCACAGUUGUCACUGCCUAUUUCAACCUGGGGCGAUUCAGGAAAGGCAGUGGAUCGUUCUUCGACACUCAGUUGUACAUGUCGUGGGCAGGAGUGUUCAAACAUCUACGGAAUCCUUUCGUCUUUUACACAGACUCGGAGGACAUUGCUGAGCAGUUUCAACAGAUGCGAGUCGGGAAGGAAGGAACAACCAAGAUUGUCUUGGUCGACAGAAAGAAUCUGUGGGCGUUCGGAUGGGUAGAUAGGAUCAAGGAAAUCUAUUCCAACCCAGGAUAUCCAAAGUUCCACCCAAACACCGUAGUGCCUGAAUACUCCUGUGCUCAACACGCGAAAUAUGAGUCUGUGGAGGCAGCAGUCAAAAGUAAUUAUUUCAAUACCACCUAUUACACUUGGAUCGAUAUCGGCUAUUUCCGACACAUCUUGAAACGGGGUAAAGAGUUUGUUAUCGUGAAACCCCAAGGUUUUAACGAGUCUCGCGUGGCCAUGAACAAAGUGUACGACGUGGAUAUGGACACGUCCCCUGAGACUGUUUUCAAAGGAAACCAUGUCUGGCUUGGUGGUGGGAUGCUCUUCGGGUCAAAGUUCACACUUCCAAUCUUUAUAGCAGACUAUCGACUAGCCGUACAACACUAUCUCGACAUGUCUUUAAGCAAUACAGACCAACAGGUCAUUUUUUCUAUGAACACUAACAAGGAAAAGCUUAUUGUUAAACAAAGAGUGACUAUUCAGCAAUAUGUAGCCGACGUACCCGGAGACUGCUGGUUCUAUCUUGGAUAUGCUUGUUACAGAGAAUUGGUAGAGUGACGUGCAAUAAACUAUGUACAUGUC